Molecule: messenger RNA, 2403 nt
Organism: Vanrija pseudolonga
Lineage: Eukaryota; Fungi; Basidiomycota; Tremellomycetes; Trichosporonales; Trichosporonaceae
Exons: 3
Coding region: 280-2316 (678 amino acids)
Source: RefSeq, a predicted model, not a curated record
CCACUGUACAACAAUCUCCCACCGUCUCACACGCUCACACCCUCGGCCGCCGAACCGCCGCCGUGCUGCAAACCAGCAGGAGCGAGAAACUGCAGCACCCAUUGACUUGGGCCUUGCAUCCAGACAUCCAUCAUCACACUCAUUGAUCGACACACCACACACACCCAACCACACAACACACUCUCGCGCCCUUGACAGACCCGGCUGUCCCCUUCAAUUUUCCGCGGACCCCACCACCCUCCCUCUCCCUCCUCUACUUGCUUUGCACAACCUUCGACCAUGGCGCUCUCGCUCGCCUUCAGCGCGCUCGCGGCCGCGGCGGCUACAGGCCUCAUGGGCUUGGGGGCCGGUCCUGGCCUCGUCAGCGCGCAGUCAUCCAUUGCGACAGGCUACAACAUCACCUUCAACUGGACCCUCAACGACAUGGACUCGCAGAUCCAGUUCUUUCCAGACUCGCAGUCUCCGACCCCGCCAAAGGGCUUCCUGUGGAACACGACCUUUGCGCAAUCGCCUUGGUCGACAUACCAACCUGGUCAGACUGGCGUCGGCGACAGCGUGCACGUCGCAACCGUCAACCUCGACUCGUAUGACAAUUCCCCCCUCUCUUUGACACCACGAGUGCAGAUCCAGUUUGUUGGAACUGGCAUUUACAUCAACGGCUGGGUCAACGUUACCAACGAUGACUGGACGGACGCGCCCAUCUCGUUCCAGGUCGACUCGCAGGUGACAGACUAUCACCAGUCGCCGCCCCGCCCCGUGCUCGUCAGCGCGACAAACCUGCCAUGGGGUUACCACAACUGUACAUUGUGGCUCAACCGCGGCACGAUUCACCUCGACAAUAUCACCCUUAUCACUGGCAUGGCCAACACGGCGCCUGACAUUGACUUUGUCGACUGCAACAUUGUCAACGCCGUCGCCAACAAUGGCUCCAUGGCCACCGCAUUCCAGUACACUGGCUCGUGGAACACGUCGACUCAGAUUGGGUACACUCCUGCGGCCAAUGCCACUGCCAACAACAACACGGCGGUCGGCAACGGAACGGCCAAGGCCGUCGUGCAGCAGAGUCCUGCUGCUCAGAACGCGACCAACUCGACAAGCGUGACGAGCAUGGUGUACCCCGAAGUCGUCGGUCUCCCAGGCGCGUCGCUCUUUAUCCCCAUCCCAGCCAACACGAGCUUCUUGGCCAUCAACGGCAGCACUGGACCGAAGCACGGCCAUUUCGUCCUUCAUUGGAACACGCCCCCGCCAAACACGCAGAACGACAUUGCCUUGUCCAUGUGGAGCCCGUGGUCCAACUCGGCCGUGCUGUACCAGGUCCCACUCGACCCCUUGGUGCACUACAACCUGACCAUCUACGUUUCCAACGACACGACCAUCGCCGACGGCGUCAUCAGCAUCAACAGUGUCACGUUUUACCCUUACUUCUCGUCCAACGCCCCCAGUGACUGGGACUACAGCACUGGACCCAACAAGGGUGCGAUUGCCGGCGGCGUGGUCGGCGGUGUUGUCGGCGUUGCCCUCAUCGCCGCCCUGGCAUUCUACUUUGGCCGCCGCCGCCGCAACAGCAGGGAGGCACAGGCACCUAUUGAAUCGGCCAAUGCCGAGAAGCUGGCCAGUGUCGACGGCUCCAGAGUGGACCUCGGGAGCAGCCCUACUUCGUCGCACGGAUCACAGCCACCAUCGCCCGUUGACGGUAGAGGGCCUCCGGUCCUUGUGGCCAACGCGGCGCAGCAUCUCCUCCCGAUUCAUGAGUACGAGCCACCGCUCUCUCCCGUGGGCGGAACGCCGACGAGGACGAGCCCGUGGGCCACACAGCCACCGGGGACAGACACGGUUCCGUACGUCGUCGCCAAGGCCGAGACGCUGGCCUACCUCGAAUCACACAACGGAAACGGCAGCUCUUCUCCUGUGACUCGAACGGCUUCGCCCGCGCUCGCGAGCUUGCCUUCUACCUCGUCCAAGAGCACUCCUCCGAGACCACCUCCUGUUCGCACGCGGCCCGUCGAGCAAGAGCAGGACGCCGGCGCCAUUGACUUGGAGCCCGAGCUCGUCCCGCCAGUCUACAACCCCGAGUGGGCCCAGGCCAGGAGCACGGCGCCGACGCCGAUUACAACGACGCCGUCGUCGGGCCUGCCAGAGGCGGGACCGUCACUUGUGACUGCGACAUCGCCAAUCUCGCCCACAUCACCAGUGGUUGCAUCGCCUGUGUCUCCCACGCACCUGGCUCCGGCGCCUUCCGCGGCUUUGAACGACAACACACACGACACUGAAGAAGCCGCGGCUGGCCCGGGACCUUCCUCCUCCUCCUCCUCAUGAGUUUUGUAUACGUCCUUUUAACCUAAAGGGGGCGGUAGCCUCUUGUUUGUAAAUCUAGACCCCUGCAUGGUUGAUGCAUGACUUGAC